Molecule: messenger RNA, 1332 nt
Organism: Neltuma alba
Lineage: Eukaryota; Viridiplantae; Streptophyta; Magnoliopsida; Fabales; Fabaceae
Product: E3 ubiquitin-protein ligase ATL31-like
Exons: 1
Coding region: 170-1012 (280 amino acids)
Source: RefSeq, a predicted model, not a curated record
UCCCGCUUUUGGCUUCCGUCAGAAGCCAAUCUUCCACACAACCAUGUCACGGCAAGUUUGAUUAUAAUAUAUAUAUUUAUCCAUAAUUUUUCUGAACCAAGUGGUUUUUGACUGUAAUACUCAACAAGCGGAAUACAAGCCCAAUACUCUCUCGGCUUCUCAUGACCAGAUGGUGAAGCGGAUAACACUCUCACGGAUCAUCGUCUUCUUCCUUCUAUCAUCGGCCGUCGAUGCCCAGUCAAAUUCGCUACCGGCGGCUUCUCCGAUUGCUCCAUUUCACAACUGGGACCAGUCAUUUGCUCCCGUCGUUGUGGCCCUCGUUUGCGCCUUCUUCUUCAUUGGCUGCUUCGCCGUCUACCUCCACCACUGCUCUGACAUGGAACUCGCCGUCGGAGAUCCAACUGGCGCCCCAGCCAAUUGUUCUUCAAGAGGCCCGCAAGGUGUGGACCCGAAAUUACUCGAUACCUUCCCCAUCCUCGUGUAUUCCGCUGUGAAAAACCUCAAAUUUGGGAAAACCGCUGCGCUUGAGUGUGCUGUGUGCUUGAGCGAGUUCGAUCACCAAGAUACGCUUCGAUUGCUUCCGAAAUGUAAUCACGUGUUUCACCCUCAAUGCAUCGACGCCUGGUUCGCCUCCCACGAGACUUGCCCAGUUUGUCGCGCGAGGCUGAAGCCGACGGAGGAGGAGCCCCGGCAAGGUGAAAACGAAGUCGUGAUAGUAAUUCCGAAUGAGCCAAAUUCACACCAGGUGUUCGAUGAAAGUUCUGAGGGUAGAACGGAGCUUCAUUUAGCAGACAGAACAAGUUUGGAAAGGUGUCAUUCAACGGGUCACUCUUUGGGUUUGGGUGAAAUCAAAGGAAAGGAGACGGUCGAGUACAAUCUCAGGCUGUCGGAGGACGUGAUGAGGGGACAGAUUCCGGUGAAUCACGGAAAAAUGCGGCGGUCGGCGAGCUGCGAUGUGUUCCGUGGACGGCAUGGUGAUCAAGAGAGCAGUAGAGAGAAUUUGAUUCUUUGAAUGACACAAUUCUAAUCUGUAAAUGCUGCACAUAUAUAAAACUCUUGUGAAUGUGACAUAUCUAUGAGUUUCAAGUUUUCUGAAGCACUUUCGAUCGGUCAUCAUCCUCAGUGGGAAUAUGACUCUGGCUGUGAGCAGGAAAGAAAGUUCAAGAGUUCCUAUCCCAAUAUGUGGAUCCUCGAUAAAGUGCCCAGAUAAGAAUUUUGUCAUUUUAAGAUCGUUAUAUUUAAUUUGUCUUGUUUGUGUUAAUGUGGGCAUAGAUUAAAAGGCUGGGAAAAAAGAGGAGGGAGGCAGGUACAGGUUAAACCAACCACAUAUUU